Molecule: messenger RNA, 712 nt
Organism: Eucalyptus grandis
Lineage: Eukaryota; Viridiplantae; Streptophyta; Magnoliopsida; Myrtales; Myrtaceae
Product: 60S ribosomal protein L27a-3
Exons: 1
Coding region: 110-553 (147 amino acids)
Biological process (GO): translation
Cellular component (GO): ribosome; cytosolic large ribosomal subunit
Molecular function (GO): structural constituent of ribosome
Source: RefSeq, a predicted model, not a curated record
CUAAUCUCAUCCUCCCCUCAUCUCAGAGCCUCGGCCGCACGCACUUCCCCCGGCAAACCCCGCCGCCGAGAGAGAGAGAGAGAGAGCUCCUCCCGCCGUCCGCCAGAAAAUGACGACCCGCUUCAAGAAGAACCGCAAGAAGCGCGGCCACGUCAGCGCCGGCCACGGCCGUAUCGGCAAGCACCGCAAGCAUCCGGGAGGGCGGGGUAACGCCGGAGGCAUGCACCACCACCGCAUCCUCUUCGACAAGUACCAUCCGGGGUACUUCGGCAAGGUCGGCAUGCGGUACUUCCACAAGCUCCGCAACAAGUUCUACUGCCCCAUCGUCAACGUCGAGAAGCUGUGGUCGCUGGUCCCCCAGGACGCCAAGGACAAGGCCUCCGGCGCCGCCGCCGCCCCGGUGCUCGACGUCACCCAGUUCGGGUUCUUCAAGGUCCUCGGGAAGGGCGUCCUCCCGGAGAAGCAGCCGAUCGUGGUGAAGGCCAAGCUGGUGUCGAAGAUCGCCGAGAAGAAGAUCAAGGAGGCCGGCGGCGCCGUCGUGCUCACCGCUUAGGGGCUCCAUUCGCGGUAGCUUUUUAGGGUUUCCCCGUUUGCAAUUAUAUACAAUUGAUGCGCUUUCCAUUAUGAUUUUGACGCUUGGUUGUAAUUGGAUCUGGAUCUGUUUACUUUAUGCAGACCGAGAGCUUAAUUUUUGGGUAAUUCUCUAUGCUUA